Messenger RNA from Topomyia yanbarensis, 1160 nucleotides. RefSeq lists its product as uncharacterized. The transcript is spliced from 3 exons. The annotation marks the transcript as partial. The record is from RefSeq and is a predicted model, not a curated record. NCBI's taxonomy places the organism in Eukaryota, Metazoa, Arthropoda, Insecta, Diptera, Culicidae.
AUGACUUGGAAUGCUACUGUCAAUUACUCGUAUUUCGCAACGGAAUUUGCUGCUGCCGACGAUUAUGUACUAACAGAGAGCAAAGUGCGAACAGGAGUCGCUAAUGUGUGUGUACUUGCUCUAUCCAAUUUCAGAUUUAUUUGCUGUUGCAUGAUUGUCGGAAUAGUUUCCACCGUCGGUUCGACGGCGGCAGAUCAAUCGACCAAGGAACGGAUCAGGAUCCACAAGGAAUGGCUAGAGAAGCGUGCCGCCAGCCGGUUCAGUGGUAACUCUAGCUCGACCCUAAAGACUACCUACCUGCGAAGAUUGAUCAAAUUCAAAAAUGAACACGAGCCCUUGUCAGAGAAUGACAUUUCCUUUGUACCGCAUUUCAACCAGCAUAACAACGACAAUAGUGAACCGUCCAAGAUUAUUAAGGAUUAUCAGUCCGGCAUUGACAAUAACCUUCAGGAUAAUGAAUAUGGAAUCAGACGGGCUGAGCAUUCCGGAAGUGUUCCUAGCGAAUCGGAGGGAACCAACAAAAACCAGACCGAUCGGGUUUCCGGGGCUCUGUUCGACAAUAAACAGCAGCCUUCAGACGUUUCAAUGUCAAUGCAGUCUAGAAUUUUGGAGCAUCACUUGGCCGGUCUGGAAACAUCUAACGAGAUACCCCUGGUGACACCUGUGCCCGUUUCCCCAUUGCUUGUAGACCAACAGCUGCAGCAGCAGCAAAGGGAAAACACUCCAACCGAACAAAUUGAGGCGGUAACCAAAAUGAAUGAGCCCGGUAAAUCCAGCGAACAGAAUCGCAUAAAUGAUGAUUUGCCAGUGAGUGCUAAUGUAAGCGGUGGCAGUUAUACAUUAAAUAGCAAUGUAACCAGCGCUUCUGGGAGCAUCGCGGCGGAAAGGAAACCCGAGCGACAUCCGGCCAUAAUUAAUAACGAAACCACAGACGAUGAGAGCAAUGCGUCUUCCUCGCCGCUCGGCCUCGCUUCGGUCGGUUCGGCCACCACUGCGAUGCCUAUCGAGGAAAAGGAUACAGUGGACCAAAGUCAACAGCAGCAGCAAACAGGGAAUGUGACUGUAAGGAAUGUUUUCGGUCCCUGGAGUAAUUGGACUGCCUGUUCCAGAUCCUGCGGCGGUGGUGUCAAAUCGCAGCAGCGGAAAUGCUGGCGACGAGA